UUUUGGAUAGUGGGUCAGAGUUGGUGUUUGACUUUCAAGUCUCGAACUUUUCCUACAGCAUUUCAAUUUCAACCUAACCCAUUAUUAAUGAAUUAAUUAAGUAUUAAUUAAUUACGGAUAUCAUUAAUUACUCCGCUUUUGUUUCUGCCCUUAUUUUCCUUUGUCGCCUCUCUCAAAUUUUUUUCUCUUCAGCAAAUUCUCUCCGAUCACGACCUCCUCAGCCGACGACUCUCCUUUUGGAUUCCGGCCGUUUCGAGAAGACCCAAACACAUUAUCGAGAAAGAAAAGAGGAGGAAAAAAAGAUUUGAAGCCUCGUUCGAUUCAAUUAUUAGGGUUUCGAUUUUAAUCGUAGUAUACCUGUAAAAGAGAGUGAAGAAAAAAGAAAAAAGAAAAAAAAAAAGAGAAGAAGAGAGAUUGAUAGUAGAGGGAGAGUUUCGUCGAUUAAUUUUAGCUGUAUUUUCCUCUUUUGUAGCUUUCUCUGGAAUUCAAUAAAAAAAUCGAAGGAUAUUGUUUUUUUUUUUUUUUUUGAUUUUUUUAGUUGAUCAAUUGUUUAAUAUAAUUGAUCAUUUGUUUAAUAUAGCUAUUUAUAAAUAUAUUUUUUGAUUGUUGAGUGUUGAUCGUUAACUGUUAUUGGUAAUAAAAAAAAGGGAGAUUUUGUUGUUAUAUUGUCAUCAGCUUAUUUUUCUUCUUUCACCCAAUUUAAGAGAGGAAAUCUCUUGAAACAAAUCAAUUGCUGAGAAGAGGAUAGUUGAUGGGUAGCCCUGGAUUGAGUAAUCAGGCUACUGCAGCUCGUAUUGGAUUAUCUGAGCCGAUUUCAACUGGCGGCCCAAGUGAGUUUGAUGUUAUCAAGACUCGUGAGUUGGAAAAGUUUCUUGUAGAUGCGGGAUUGUACGAAAGUCAUGAAGAAGCUAUCGCAAGGGAGGAAGUUCUUGGUAGAUUGGACCAGAUUGUGAAGACGUGGGUGAAGAAUAUUAGCCGUGCCAAAGGUUAUAAUGAGUCGAUAGUACAGGAGGCAAACGCAAAAAUUUUCACAUUUGGUUCUUAUCGGCUUGGGGUACAUAGUCCUGGUGCUGAUAUAGACACCUUGUGUGUUGGACCAAAGCAUGCCACUCGAAAUGAAGAUUUCUUUGGCGAACUUUACAGAAUGUUGGUGGAGAUGCCUGAAGUACAAGAGCUGCAUUCAGUAUCAGAAGCUCAUGUUCCAGUGAUGAAGUUCAAAUUCAAUGGUGUCUCUGUUGAUCUACUUUAUGCAAACGUGUCCCUCUGGGUUAUUCCUGAAGAUUUGGAUAUUUCACAAGAAUCUAUUCUGCAAAAUGUGGAUGACAAGACUGUUCGUAGUCUCAAUGGUUGUAGGGUUACUGAUCAAAUAUUGCGCCUGGUCCCAAAUAUUCAGACUUUUCGUACUACACUGAGAUGUAUGAGGCUAUGGGCGAAGCGGCGUGGAGUUUAUUCAAAUGUCACGGGUUUUCUUGGUGGUAUUAACUGGGCGCUGCUUGUUGCCCGCAUUUGCCAGCUGUACCCAAACGCUCUUCCCAGCAUGUUGGUGUCUCGUUUUUUUAGGGUAUACAAUUUGUGGAAAUGGCCAAAUCCUGUGAUGUUGUGUCCAAUCGAACAAGGAUCUCUAGGACUUAACUUCUGGGAUCCUAGAAGAAAUCACAAGGACACGUUACACCUGAUGCCCAUAAUAACCCCUGCAUAUCCCUGCAUGAACUCUAGCUACAAUGUCUCUUCAAGCACUUUACGUGUCAUGACCGAAGAAUUUCAGAGAGGGAAAGAAAUAUGCGAGGCAAUAGAAGCAAAUAAUGCUAGCUGGGAUUCUCUUUUCGAGCCUUUCGCCUUCUUUGAAGCAUACAGGAAUUAUCUGCAAAUUGACAUAGCAGCAGAGACGGCCGAGGACUUGAUGAAUUGGAAAGGUUGGGUCGAGUCCAGAAUAAGGUGGCUUACUUUAAAGAUUGAAAGGGACACAAAUGGGGCAUUGCAGUGCCAUCCAUACCCUGGAGAAUUUUCAGACAAGUCAAAGCCAAAUUAUCAUAGUUACUUCACUGGCUUGCGAAGGAAGCAAAGUCCCAACCCUCAAGCCACCACCGAACAAUUCGAUAUAAGGAUGACUGUGGACGAUUUCAAGCGCGAUGUGUACAUGUACAACUCCUUGAAGCCAACAAUGUGGAUCAACGUUUGUCACGUCAAACGAAAGGAGAUACCCAGCUUCGUCUUCCCAGGUGGGGUCCGCCCCCCGCCACCGCCAACUGGCAGAGGUUUUGAGAUCCGCCCCGUUGUUCAAAGAUUGCCCGGAUCGAAUUCCCCACAGCCCGAUAAUGCUGUUACGGGUCGGAAGAAGAGAAAGCAGCAGCAAGACGAAGCCAGUAAAGCUGCUGUUAGCGCUAGUGACUCCACUUCGUUGGAUGAUUCGCCUGCGAGGAAAAAAAUCCAGCUUAAUAAUUUCGCUGAUACUAUAAGUAACUCAGGAUUUCCUGGGAAUAUAUCCAGCAAUGGUCCUGGAAUUACUGGAUUCGGUCAAAGCAAAUUGAUCGAGCAAUCUUCUUCUGAACAGACUAUUAAUUUCCAAGGUUUAUCGGAAGAAAUUGAUGGGGUUGUGGAGUUGAAGAGUGAAAGUCAAUACGACGGUGAAAUUGAAGGUUUAAAAACAUCUGUGCCUGUCACACCGGGGUUAGCUACAGGAGUAGCAAUACCAGGGGAGGGGCCCACUUGUUCGGUUAUUCAACAAAAGUUUGAUUUGGAGGAGCUUGAGCCUCUUGAAUUGUCGGUAACAACUGCAACCGUGCCUACAUCAGCAAACAUGCCAACUCAGAAGCCCAUUAUCAGGUUCAGUUUCACCUCUUUGACUAAGGCAACUGGAAACAGUGCAUAAAGGGAUUUGCAGGACAUCUCGAGUUAUACGAUCGUUUCAAGUACGAAGAUGUAAUAAAAUUGUCGAGAAGUUAUUGAUUGUUUUCACCCUAAAUCGUUGUAAACUAUUUAUAUCUUUCGACUUUAUUAUGGAAAUCUGUUACUUAAAUACAUGCUUAAUGCAAAUCGAGAUUGUUUUCGACUUUUGGCUGUAUUACUAUGAGAUUUAUAUUUUGAUAAUAAAAUAAAAUAUUUUACCGAA
Erythranthe guttata (spotted monkey flower) is the source of this 3109-nucleotide messenger RNA. RefSeq names its product nuclear poly(A) polymerase 1. Gene Ontology annotation, biological process: RNA 3'-end processing. Gene Ontology annotation, molecular function: RNA binding; poly(A) RNA polymerase activity. The record is from RefSeq and is a predicted model, not a curated record. NCBI's taxonomy places the organism in Eukaryota, Viridiplantae, Streptophyta, Magnoliopsida, Lamiales, Phrymaceae. Gene Ontology annotation, cellular component: nucleus.